Molecule: messenger RNA, 818 nt
Organism: Carassius carassius (crucian carp)
Lineage: Eukaryota; Metazoa; Chordata; Actinopteri; Cypriniformes; Cyprinidae
Exons: 3
Coding region: 33-818 (261 amino acids)
Source: RefSeq, a predicted model, not a curated record
UGUCGAAGCAGUCCAUUAUCAGAAAUGCAGAAAUGACCAGUGUUGUAAUCUUAAAGAAAAUGGUUCAUGUUGUUGUUUUGAUCCACUUGUGUUUGUGGAAUCUAGUCGGUGGGUUUGGUGAUACUGAUGCAGUGAAGUCAGUGUCAGUGAUGAAGGGAGAUUCAGUCACUCUAAACUCUGGUUUUACUGAAAUGAUGGAUGAUGAUGUGAUUCUAUGGAGAUUUGGAGCUGAAAACACUUUAAUAGCUAAAAUCAAUGUAAUGGCCGGCAGCAUCACUAUAUAUGAUAAUGUUCUUGAUGAGAGAUUCAUAGACAGACUGAAGCUGGAUCAUCAAACUGGAUCUCUGAUCAUCACAAACACCAGAACUAAACACACUGGACUCUAUCAACUACAGAGCAACAGUGUGAGCAAGAGUUUCAGUGUUACUGUCAAUGCUCGUCUGCCUGUUCCUGUCAUCAGCAGUAACUCUUCACAAUGUUCAUCGUCAUCAUCAUCAUCAUCAUCUUCAUCACAGCAGAAUUGUUCAUUGUUGUGUUCAGUGGUGAAUGUGGGUGAUGUGACUCUCUCCUGGUACAAAGGAAACAGUUUAUUGUCCAGCAUCAGUGUGUCUGAUCUCAGCCUCAGUUUCUCUCUACCUCUGGAGGUGGAAUAUCAGGAGAAAAACAGCUACAUCUGUGUGAUCAACAAUCCCAUCAGAAACCAGUCCACACAUCUCAACAUCACUCAACACUUCAGCACCCAGACUCAACAUCUGGAUAUCAGUCAUCUCUAUCACACAUGUGCAGGUAACAGCAGUGCUGAUAAGAACAUCAAUUGA